AAAAUAAUGAGAAAUAUUUUUAACUUAAAGAAAGAGAUGUUUCUUAACUAUGUAGUUGUUUAUAGCAAAGGAACUCAAAAAUAUGUUCAGAGUUAGUAAAUGGAGAUAAUUCUUAUUUCUUCCAACAGAUGGAAUUGCUACUUUUAUGUGUUAUAAUUUUACUUUUGAACAUAUUUGAUUUUUCAUCAGGAAUAAUGUAUAAUAUUAAAGGUGAUACGGAGAAACGCUUUGCUUGUUCUAGCCAAGGGUUCCCCCGGGAGAAUGAAAUCAUCAAGCUGUAUCUUUUCUCAGAUGACUUGAAAAUCCAGUGUUUUUUCCAAUCUGACAGCGAGGUUACUUCAGAGGGAUUUCUAAGCGUGUUCACAUCAGGAGGACUUGCUCCCAGCAUGGUAGUCACAAACAGCACAUAUACUGGAAUCUUCCACUUUAAUUUAACUUUGUUCAGUGAUCGGGUUUACUGGCUGAUUGUUAUUCCCAGAGAAAACAUUACCAAAAAUAGAGAUGUUGCAUCUGUAGAAGAAUGGUUAGUAAGAAUUACUUUGCAACAUGGAUUAAAUAUUUAUGCUACCGAAGGAACGCUGUUGGAUAGAGUCCGAGAACCUAUUAUUCAGUGGAAACUUGGGGCUGUAAUGACAAAAAAGGCCCUCCGGGAGGUGUUUCCGUAUGUGGUAGACCUGAAAGUAACCAAGUGCCCCUGUGCCAAUGACGUCGCGCUGCUUGGCUUCCUUUUGAACUCGAGGCACAACGGUGUCUACAUAGGCCUCAGCUAUUCUGGAUUUUGGAGUUAUAAUGAUACCCGGUGGUAUAACCUGACAAAUAUGGUCUAUUCCCAAGUUGGAGAAGGGCACAAAGAGCUUACGAUAGUGGAUAUGGUUUUAACCAACCAUUUCUUAGUGAUCCUCACCUCUCUGGGACUUUUUGUAAGUCGAGACCUUCGUCAUCGAUCAACCCCUGUCCUAAUGUUUACAAGGGAAGACUUUUGUGGUUUUGAAAGGGCCGACUACAUCAAAGGAAGGCUGUGGUACACUGAAAGAUGUUUCGCUAACAGGGAGCACUUUGAAGUUGACUAUAUUACUGUCACCUUUGAGAGAAACAGGACUUUAAGUGAGGCAAGCUCUUGUUUUUAUAGCAAAGAGCCAUUUUUGGAAUGGUUAUCUUGCUUACCUCAGCUUCCAAGAAGUAAAACGAUCCUUCCAACUGUAAUAACAUUUCUUGUGGACCACGAUUAUAAUUCUGGAGUCCACCUCUUAAAUGAAGAGGUAGGCCUUGCAAUCAUGGCCUGUGCAUACUCCCUAAGAAGUAACAAACUAAGGUUGAAACUGAAAUUCCCAGUUUUCACGUUCCCUCCAUCGUUCUCUCCCGUGGGAAUGAAGUUCCACCCACGAAGCCAUUUCCUCUACGCCUAUGGCAAUCAGGCCUGGCUUUCCGUCGACGGUGGCAACACUUUCGACUUGCUAGCGGACUUUCAUGACGAUAUCAUAAAGAAUACUUACCACAGUUUCUACACUUCCGACAUUACUUUCGUCACCCAACGCGGACACGUUUACCUGACGAAGGCAGGAUUAGAAACCUACAGUAAAAUUGGAUCUAUUACUGAUAGAGUUUUCACAUUAUACUAUGACCACAUGGGAUUCAUACAUAAACUGACUCCAAGGAGUUUUGAAGCUGGUGGGACACUUGGAGCCUUUGGACAUUCUACAGCUAUUUUUGGACAGCCUGCUGAUAUGGGCUUUGAGACUGCACUCGCCCCGCAGUAUAUCACCGUAAAUGAAAUGGUCUUUUUUGCGUAUGUGCCCGAGAACGAACCUCAGAAAACUAUAUACACCAAGAAGUUCAACAACAUUCACACUGGAAAAGUGAUACAUUCCAGGAAAAGUGGACAGGCUCUCAUAACAAGGAUAUUGGAACACAACACUCCGAAAGGAUUUCUGUCCGCAGUUAUUACAGAAAUAAUCGAACCUUUUGCACUAGAAGAUGUGAGUGAGAGUUCUUGUUUGUCUAGUACCCUUUCCAUUAAUCAACUUGGAGAUUUCUAUAAACUCACUCUUCAAUUGCCAGGUGUGUUUUCCUCAUUUCAAGACUCGGAUAUAGAGAAGACUGUGGUGAUUCCUCAGUACAACAGCUUCCUGAUCACAAGCGUUCUAGAUCGUAGGAAUGCUUUGGCUAUCGCUACCAUGCCUGGAAGAGCACCCAGCAACAUAACUUUUGUAACAGGCUCCUGGUUCUUAUAUAACUUUGGACAAAGGGCAGGCCGAACAUGGGAGAUAUAUACAAGACCAUGUAAUUACUGGUUUCAGCAACAAGAUGACUUGCUAUCCCUCAAUGUCCUCAAAUACCUUGAUCUGGGGAACUCUCAGACUUUGAAAGUUAAGGUCAUACCCAGCACACAAGGUGUUCGAAUACUUAAAGCACCACUACUGAAAGUAAUUGUUGGAAACCCAAAUUUGUUAGAAGUUAAAGUUGAAGGCACUUUUGAUGAUACUGAUAGUUACCUACUGGAAGCUUCUAUAACUAGCAAAAUUUUACUUCAAGGUUCAACCUCACUGGCAUUCGUUAUCCUGGAAGCAUCGACGGACUGCUUCGCCACCACAUUCGUGCCAAUGUUGAAAAGCAGCUGCAGUUAUCUCAAGUCUCUGCAUCACACUCCUAGUAAAUUUAUCCCCAUGGAAGACUGGAUCCGUGGAGUUCACAAGGACAGUCAGGGUUUUAACAUGAUCAAAACUUUGCCGGUAAACUACAGGCCUCCAUCUAAUAUGGGAAUUGCCAUUCCACUUACAGAUAAUUUUUAUCAUGCAGACCCCAGCAAACCCAUACCAAGAAAUCUCUUUCACAAGUCAAAGAAAGCUGGUAAAUUCAAACAGUGUGCUCAUGUGUCUACUCGGGAGGAGUGUAACUGCACAAAUGAUCAGAAGUUUUCAUAUGCUGUCGCUUUCUCAGACUGCAGAGAAAAGGUUCCUCGUUUUAAGUUUCCAGUUAGACAAUAUCCAAUUUCUCUGGAAAUUCACAGUGAGGAUGGACGUACCCCAAUGAAAUCUCCGUAUCUGGUUACUGUGAUAGAAGUGAAUCAGAGGAAACACUGGGAAAUUAAACACAAUGUACCAGAAAGUGUGCAAAAACUGAAAGAUUACUUAGAAUCUAUUCUUCAUGUUCCAGUAUAUAAUCCUUCAGGCCUCAACUUAAGCAUAAAGGGCUCUGAGCUUUUUCACUUCAGAGUGUCCAUCAUUCCGGGAGUCACUUUCUGUAACUUGGUGGAAGAGUUUCAGAUUUAUGUCGACGAAGUACCGUUGUCGUUUCCAGGACACACGCUUAUUGCCAUCGCAACUGCCGUGGUGCUGGGGGGGUUGAUUUUUAUAGCAUUUAUGUUUCAAAUACAUAGUGGCUACUCGUUGGAAAGCCCCCCGCAUUCAGGUCACACUCAGCGGGCCCGUGACCCUGUAUGCCCCAGGCAGCCCCAGGCUGCAGGGGCAGGUGUUCCUGGCCUGACAUUUUCACACACUGCCACUGUGUGCCUAAGCCCCACCCCGCCACCACUUCCAUCCCUGGGUCUCCAGUUCGAGUUAAAAAUCCGCAGCGAGAACCGGCUGGAGCCUGAAGCAGAUGGUUACCGAGAUGGGUCAGCUGUGGUCGGGACAGGGUCGAGCAGCUCAGACCUGGCCCUGCUGUUCCUUAGGACCAUCCCCAAAGAAGAAAACCAUUUUCCAGCCUGGCAGCGCGUCCACGGGUGGGGAACAGGAAACGUCGGCGCAGCCUGUGGAGAGGAGAGGACGUGGGACAGUGAAAAUGGGAGCCCUGGGCCCACUGCGCGGCUCUGCGCUGGACGGGAGGGGACAGAGCUGGGGCUGGUGGGCAAGGCUGGGGGGGACAACAUCCCUCCUUCCGCCUCAAGGCAGUGCGCACCCCACGGCCGGUCAACGUCAGGCCUUCUCCCCUGCAGCUCCCAGUGCGCAGCCGUGGCCCAGGAGGGGGGACAGGGUGCAGCUUGUCCCUCGGCUUAG
Miniopterus natalensis is the source of this 3995-nucleotide messenger RNA. Lineage: Eukaryota; Metazoa; Chordata; Mammalia; Chiroptera; Miniopteridae. The record is from RefSeq and is a predicted model, not a curated record.